CUCCCAUAGAGUUUGUUGGCGCGCAGGUUCUAAUGUAAAUGCUGCGAGUAGAGUGUUAUUGCUGGAGUGUGGCGCGUGCAGGUUUCAGAUUUGGAUAACUGUGCAUGGCAGCAAAAUGACUAACCAGCCUCGACAGCUUCCCCAGUGGAUGUCAGGAUAUGAUACAGAGAGCACAAGUGAUACUAAAAAAAAGUCGUCGUGUAAGAAGAACAUCCUGGAAGACAGUCUUCCUUUUCUGGAGUUUAAUGGAUCAGUUGUGUACAGCUAUGAGACUUGCGAUUGCAAUUUGUUAUCGGAGGAUAUCAGAUCUAGUCUCUCUGAAGGAUCAGUUCUUGGUUUUGACAUUGAAUGGCCCCCUAUGUAUACCAAGGGAAAAACUGGUAAAGUCGCCCUAAUCCAAGUGUGUGUUUCAGAGAAAAAAUGCUAUUUAUUUCAUAUCUCUUCCAUGACAGGUUUCCCAAAGGGACUUAAAAGGCUCUUAGAAGAUGAGUCAAUAAAAAAGGUUGGAGUGGGAAUUGAAGGAGACCAGUGGAAGUUAAUGAGCGACUAUGACUUGAAACUAAAAGGCUUUAUUGAACUUACAGACGUCGCUAACCAAAAACUUAAGUGCAAGGAAAAGUGGAGCCUAAAUGGCUUAAUCAAACACCUCUUCAGUAAACAGCUUCUCAAAGACAACUCUGUACGCUGUAGCAACUGGAAUCUGUUCCCACUGAACGAGGAUCAAAAGCUUUAUGCUGCUUCUGAUGCUUAUGCUGGGCUUAUAAUUUACCAGAAACUGGAAAGCAUGGAUGAAAGUGAGAGAGUAAAUUUCUCCACAUCUAAAGGGACAGAGAUUGAAUCCUUUGAGGUGAAAAAGCAGCUAAGCACCUUGUCACAACGAUUACUGAAUAUGGUGGAUCAGGUUCCUGAGAGUUUGGAGCACUUCCAAGAUGCGCGUCGAGUGAGGGAUGCUCUCGCUGAUCUCUCCGAGAAACUGGAAGAUUUACAAAACAUAAUGAUCUCUGCUGUAAAAGAGGAUACGUUCUCAGAAGAGAGGAGGGACCACUUGCCUGACGAUAAUGAGCAGGAUAACAGAGCAAGCGCAGAUGUUAAGGAAGACAUUUUUGCCAGAGAAUUAUCAAGCCAAAAAAUGGAUGGCAGCCAUAAUAAAAACUUAAAUGACAAUGGACCUAAAGUAACUCGAGAGCAAGAUAACUUUAUGACAUUAGAAAUUACAGAAGAUGAACUCAACAUUAUGGAACAAGAGAGCAGAGAGUAUCAGAAAAGCAAUAUGAGAUAUAAAUCUGAUGAGGAUUUAAUUGAUAAUGAAGAGGAAAAGGAUCUAUCGUACGAAAUUGAAAGUGAUGAAGAACUUGAGAUUGAAAUGCUUAAGUCUGUAGAGAACCUGGACCAAAGCCCAGAUGUUGAUGCCGGAAUGAACCCUCUUCAUUCAGAUAUUGCUAUGAAAGAUAAAGCGUUAAAUUUAGCUGCAGAAGAAGAAGAGGAUGAAGGUAUAGAGGAAGAAGAGGAGGAUGACGAAUGGGAUGCAUCUGUACCUCAGCCAAAUGCAGACCAAGUUGCAUGUUUGAAGACUUACUUUGGCCAUUCAAGCUUUAAGCCAGUUCAGUGGAAAGUCAUCUAUUCUGUUUUAAAAGAAAGACGGGACAACCUUGUUGUCAUGGCGACUGGUUAUGGGAAGAGUUUAUGUUAUCAGUUUGCUCCCGUUUACACUUGUGGUAUUGGAAUUGUUAUUUCUCCUCUUAUUUCGCUCAUGGAAGAUCAAGUUUUACAGCUUGAGAUGUCAAACAUUCCCUCUUGUUUUCUUGGAUCUGCACAGUCUAAAAAUGUCCUUAGUGAGGUGAAAGCGGGACAUUUUAAAGUUAUUUACAUGACUCCUGAGUUCUGUUCUGGUGGAAUUUCAUUGCUUCAAUAUCUGGAUGAUAAAUAUGGUCUUACUUUGAUAGCUAUUGAUGAAGCACACUGUAUUUCUGAGUGGGGACAUGACUUCAGAAGCGCCUACCGAAAUUUAGGAUCUCUAAAGCGGAUGCUUCCAUUGGUCCCUAUUGUGGCUUUGACAGCAACUGCCAGUCCAUCAAUUCGUGAAGACAUAUCUAGUUCACUCAGUCUGCGUAAUCCCCAGAUCACCUGCACUAGCUUUGACCGGCCAAACUUAUACUUGGAAGUAGGACGAAAAACUUCCAAUAUGCUGAAAGACCUUCAGCAGUUUCUGAUCAAAAAGAAAGGUUGUGCGCCAACAGAGUGUGUAGUGGCCACUGUCGCAUUUGGCAUGGGCAUCAACAAAGCAGACAUACGCAAAGUUAUUCACUAUGGAGCUCCUAAGGAAAUGGAGUCAUACUAUCAGGAAAUUGGCAGGGCUGGUCGGGAUGGCCUUCCAAGCACUUGUCAUGUCCUAUGGACAUCAGCAGACAUGAAUUUUAACAGACACAUGCUGAGUGAAAUAAAGAGCGAGCGUUUUCGGGAGUACAAACUGAAGAUGAUGGCAAAAAUGGAAAAAUACCUUACCGCAAGCUACUGCAGGCGCAAGAUCAUAUUGUCUCAUUUUGAAGACAAACAACUUCGUAAGGCCACUUCUGGCAUUAUGGGGACAGAAAAAUGCUGCGAUAACUGUAAAAACAGAUUAAUACAUAAUCUUACCAUUAAUGAAACGGAUGAAAGCUUGCAAGACUUUGGGCGUCAAGCCAUCCAGUUCAUAUCAGCAGUGGAAGCACUUGGGGAGAAGUUUGGAACUGGUGUUCCAGUCCUGUUUCUUCGCGGAUCAAAUUCCCAGCGAUUGCCAGACAGAUUUCGAUGCCAUCCUCUCUUCGGCCAGGGGAAAGACCAGACAGAGGUCUUUUGGAAAGCACUAGCACGGCAGCUUCUUAAUGAAGGAUACCUAAAAGAGUCUUCAGGUCGAAACAAGUUUGCCACUACUUGUGGCCUUACAGUAAAGGGCAGAAAUUGGAUUAGCAAAGCUAAAAGUCAGUCAUGCCCGACGCUCUUGCUGCAGCCAAAUGAAGAAUUAUGUCCUCGGAAAAUCUAUGUCCCAAGCAGCGUGUAUGGUCCUUCUCAUACUCUUAAAGAAAAUCCACUGAGUUUCCAAACAAGUAAACCUACUUCAGAUGUUCAGAAAACAUCUCUGAAAGACAAAUUUUCAUACCAUGAAUCAGAAAAAAUGCCCUCAAUGCCAGAAACUUCCAGAAUCAGUAAAAAAUUUUCAUCACCAUCCAAGGCAACCAAAGCUCCUGAGCCCUCUGUUUCACCCAGAGAACUCGAACUACAGACUUCAUUGUAUGGCAAAUUAGUAUCAGCAAGGCAGAAACUUGCUAGUGAGAGGGAUAUACCGCCUGCUGUUUUGGCUACAAACAAGGUUCUGGUUGAUAUGGCUAAAUUAAGACCAACCACAGUGGAAAACAUGAAGAAACUUGAUGGAGUUUCAGAGGCCAAAUCUAACAUGUUAGCUCCCCUCUUGAACGUAGUCAAGGAUUUCUGUGCUUCUAACAGCUUAAAGGCAGACUUGUUCUUGAAUGGAGAUUCGAAAUCAGAGUCAAAAGUGCCAAGCCUAAAAACCACCGGAUCCAUUUCUAUACCAGAGUCUCAGCGAAUCACAUACUCGCUCUUUCAGGAACAGAAUUUAGCGUUACAAAAGAUCGCAGAUGCUCGCAGUUUAAGUGUGGCUGCUGUUGGAAUGCAUUUAUGCCAGGCUUUGAAAGCUGGUUACCCUGUCAAUGUGCAGCGAGCGGGCUUAACUCCAGCAUUACAGAAGACAAUUACAGAUGUUAUUAGAAAACCACCUAUUAAUUCCGACCUAUCUAGCUUUAAAGCUAUUCAUGAGCUGCUGCCGCAGGACAUUGAAAUCUACCUCAUCAGAAUGGUUAUUGCGCUUCUGGAAAAGGAGAACAAUGAUGGAGCUCAGAGCCAGAAGGUUUGUCCUGCAAGCAGUGUGAUGCCCUCUCCAGCAAAACCAUUCCAGGCGCGACCACCAGAGAACUCAAAACAGAAAGUCACUAUAGACAACUCCCUAUGGAUUGAAAAAGAGCCAGUGGAAGUGAGUAAACCUUCUACAACCUAUAAGCCUGAAGUUGCAAAUAUAGAUCUGCCAAAAGCCCCAGCCAUAGCACCCAUCAAACUAGCCUCAUGGAAUCAGUCUUCACUGGAUGCAGAUACAGAAGAGCUAUUUUCUGAAUCAGACUCCCAGGUUGACACUACAACCCCGAAGAGAAAACUGCCUGAAUGGUUUGGCGCUCCUAAAGGAAAUUUAUCAGGCAAUGUUGUCAAGAAAGCAAAAACCAAAAAGGGACUUUUUGGCUGAAAUACUGUGAGCAUUCAAGACACUGUGACAUUUUCAAACAUUUAUCAUGAAGACAGAUAUAAAGGAUAUGAAAUGUAUGAGGAAAAAAAAUAUGAAUAUAUACAGAAAGAAUUUAGGUGUUGAAAUAGACACUUGUCCUAAGUGUUACGUACUUGAAAAAACACACGGCACCUUUACUGGUAAAAUGUUUGUGUGCAAGAACAUAGUUAAAACUAAUGUUUUCUGGGUGGGGGGCUGGAAUUAACCUCACUAAAUGCAAAACUGUACAGUAGGGAAUUAGAGUGCAAGGAUAUAGGUUUAGGUAUAAAGAUAUCUUUCUCUCUUGGCUAAAACCUUCCCAAUUAUUAUUUUACUCUACGUAUUCUGUUCACUGAAAAUUUCAAGUAUAUUUCACAUAGUUUGGUGAAUAGACUGUAUAAAAUAUGAAUUUAUUAAAGUCACUUCCGUCGUUACUGCCUAA
Bombina bombina (fire-bellied toad) is the source of this 4748-nucleotide messenger RNA. It is a transcript of the gene WRN, whose product is annotated as WRN RecQ like helicase. Lineage: Eukaryota; Metazoa; Chordata; Amphibia; Anura; Bombinatoridae. Gene Ontology annotation, cellular component: chromosome; nucleus; cytoplasm. Gene Ontology annotation, biological process: DNA replication; double-strand break repair via homologous recombination; telomere maintenance. The transcript has 35 exons. Gene Ontology annotation, molecular function: four-way junction helicase activity; nucleic acid binding; 3'-5' DNA helicase activity. The record is from RefSeq and is a predicted model, not a curated record. Bases 116 to 4288 code for a protein of 1390 amino acids.